AUGCUCCAGCCAUUCCGGGGGGAGGGGCCCGGGCGGCCAAAAGGGGAGGGGGGGAACCAGGAGUGGCCCGAGACCCCCCCCGGGGUCCCCAAAUCCCAGCGGGACCCCCCCAAAACCUACCCGGCCACCCACCCACCCAUGGCCCCCCCUCCCCGUCCCCUCCCCGUCCCCCGGUCACCGCGGGGGGGGGGACCCCAAAGGCUGCUGACCAUCGUGACCACCGUGCUGACCACCGCCCUCACCGUGCUGACCACCGUGCUGACCACCACCAUCACCGUGCUGACCACCGUGCUGACCACUGCCCUCACCGUGCUGACCACCGCGACCACCCUGCUGACCACUGGCAUUCCCCUAAUCACCCUGCUGCUGACCACUGCGAGCACCCUGCUGACCACUGCGACCACCCCGCUGACCACCGGAAUCCCCCGACCGACCACCGGCAUCACCGUGCUGACCACCGUGACCACCGUGGCCAUCAUCCCCCUGCUGACCACCGUGACCACCCUGCUGACCACUGCCCUCACCCUGCUGACCACUGGAAUCCCCCAGCAGACCACUGGUAUCCCCCUGCUGCUGACCACCGGCAUUUCCCGACUGACCACCGGCCUUCCCCGGCUGCCCGCCACGACCACCAUCCCCCUGCUGACCCUCACCCUGCUGACCACCGCCGCCACCCCCGUGUCCGCCUGUCCCGCCGUUUGCCGCUGCUCCGGCGGCCGCGUUUACUGCAACGACCGCGGGCUGACGGCCGUGCCCGAGGGGCUCCCUCCCGGCGCCACCACGCUGUUCCUGCAGAACAACCGCAUCGGCGACGCGGGCAUCCCGGCCCGCCUGGGCCGGCUGCCGGCGCUGCGGGUGCUGUACCUGUACGCCAACGCCCUGGAGCAGCUGCCGGCUCACCUGCCGCCGGCUCUGCGGGAGCUGCACCUGCAGGAGAACAACGUGCGCGGCCUCUGCCGCCGGGCGCUGGCCCGGGCGCCGCUGCUCGAGCGGCUGCACCUGGACGACAACUCGGUGUCGGCCGCCGGCAUCGAGGAGGACGCGUUCGCCGAGAACCGCCGGCUGCGCCUCCUCUUCCUCUCUCGGAACCACCUGAGCAGCGUCCCCGCGGGGCUGCCGCCGGCGCUGGAGGAGCUGCGGCUGGAUGACAACCGCAUCCACACCAUCCCGCUGCGGGCUUUCGAGGGGCUGCCGGCGCUGCGGCGCCUGGUGCUGGACGGGAACCUGCUGGCGAACCAGCGCAUGGCCGACGACACCUUCAGCCGCCUGGGGAACCUCAGCGAGCUCUCGCUGGGGCGCAACGCGCUGGCGGCGCCCCCGGCCAACCUGCCCCGGGCCCGGCUCCGCCGCCUCUCGCUGGCCGCCAACGCCAUCAGCCACGUCCCGGCCGGAGCUCUGGCCAGGAUGAGGGCGCUGGAGCGCCUGGAUCUGUCGGACAACAACCUGACCACGCUGCCCAGGGGGCUCUUCGACGACCUGGGCAGCCUGAGCCACCUGGGGCUGCGCAACAACCCCUGGUUCUGCGGCUGCAACCUGGCCUGGCUGCGGGACUGGCUGCGGCGCCGCGCCCCGCCGCGCCUGGAGGUGCGGGGGCUGCUGUGCCAGGCACCGGCCCGGCUGCGGGGGCUGCCGGUGGGAGAGCUCCGGGGGGAGAUGGACGCUUGCGAGAGCCCGGGAGGGGCGGGGGGAACGGGCGCGGGGACGUCGCCCGGCGUUUCCUCCGCCGGCGUUUCCUCCCCCGCCGCGCCGGGAGGAGCGGCCGCCGCCUCGCCGGGGCUCUGGGUGCAGGCGGCUCCCGGCGGGGCCCUGCGGGUCCGGUGGCCACCGGCGCCUCCCGGGGCGUCGCUGAGGCUCAGCUGGCUGCGGCCCGGGGGGGGAGCCGUGACCGAGACCUUGGUGCGGGGCGAGCGCGGUGAGUACGUGGUGCGGGCGCUGCAGCCCCGGGCCCCGUACCGGGUGUGCCUCGCCGCUCUGGAGCCCCCCGCCGCUCCCCCGCUCUGCGCACAAGCCCGGGCCGGUGCCGGCGACCCCUCCCAAACCGGAGCGGCCCCCCCGAGCCACGAGGGGGACGCGACCCCCGCGCUGCUGCCCCCGGCCGCGGCUCUGGGGGCGGCGGCG
Molecule: messenger RNA, 2118 nt
Organism: Melozone crissalis (California towhee)
Lineage: Eukaryota; Metazoa; Chordata; Aves; Passeriformes; Passerellidae
Product: leucine-rich repeat transmembrane protein FLRT1-like
Exons: 3
Molecular function (GO): protein binding
Source: RefSeq, a predicted model, not a curated record